Phyllostomus discolor (pale spear-nosed bat) is the source of this 1247-nucleotide messenger RNA. Its product is annotated as nuclear body protein SP140-like protein. Gene Ontology annotation, biological process: regulation of transcription by RNA polymerase II. The record is from RefSeq and is a predicted model, not a curated record. Bases 402 to 731 code for a protein of 109 amino acids. Gene Ontology annotation, cellular component: nucleus. Gene Ontology annotation, molecular function: DNA-binding transcription factor activity, RNA polymerase II-specific. Lineage: Eukaryota; Metazoa; Chordata; Mammalia; Chiroptera; Phyllostomidae. The transcript is spliced from 3 exons.
ACAGGCUAAUGGAGGCCUGAGGCCUCCAGGAGUUAGGGAACAGUCUCAAACACUGUGGCCUGGUGGGUAGGGCUCCUGGUGCUCCAGGCAGGGAAAGGAGAGCCCACUACUGGCCCUGACACCACCCUCCACCCACUCACCCUCUGUGACUACCCUCUAUGGGAGGAGGGUCAUCACAUAAAAAUUGUGGAGACCCUAGGAGGUGUAUUCAUCCCUGGUCUGCCUACUGGCCAUUCAUGAAAGGAGAACAGUGGUAGCCAUAGUGAUAGUAACUGUUUCUGGUCCUUUCCUUGCUCAUUUAUAUCUGACAUCUCAGGAAUGGUUGGAAGUGUACAUACUGCACAAUAGGAAAUCCUCCAAGACAGCAACAUGACAGGGAAUCUGAAGUCCUGGUGAAGGUUAUGGGGCCUGAAGAAAAUCUGAAAUGUGCGUUCCUCCUCUUAAAUGUCUAUGGCCCUUUAGAGAGCAAAGUUUUCUCAAAUGUUCCACAUGAAAAUUAUGUUGAGGAGGCUUCUCGAUGCCUAGAGAAACUUAGGAAGUUGGAUGAAAUCAAGAAGAGUCUAAUUAAGGGAGACUACCCCUAUGUGGGACAUUUUGUGCGGGCCAUGGAAGAAUUCUUCACUAUCCCCAGUGUAAGUGCUCCCCGGCUUCUAUAUCAUUUUCCUUCCAUUAAGUCACUCUGCCUUCAUUUCCUGGUGCUGGGAAAUUUUAGAGUUUCUCUCAUCAUAUGAAAGGCCAUAAUAAGCAAGGGUUCAGGAAGUGAGUAGGUUUUUAAAUUCAGGAUUUAAGCUCACCAGGGAGAGUAACAGUGAGUCAGAAGGUUUCUCUGCAGCCAGAACCCCAGCCCCUGAGGGCUCCUUCCCCUCUGAAAAGGUGUCAGAUGCCCACAGAGAACAGUCACUUCCUCCCUGCUCCAAACCUAAGGAGAGGAUUUUACCCUAAAGUCAUACUGUCCUUCUUGCCUCUCCCCAAAUAUACUCACUCAGAACUCUCAGGGAUCCCAAACUGCAGAGUCCUUUGCAUGUGAAUGGACUAUGUACUUAACAGGGGACUCAAGAGGGGAAUAGAAGUGACAAGGUGAAAGGAAGGUUACUGGUUGUACAUAGACAUCUGUGAUAUUUGAUUGUUACUAAGAUCUUAGAUUACUUUUCUAAUUCUCACUGAAAGAGACAACCCAAACCUAAUGAGUAAGAGUCCUCCAGUGUAGUAAUGAUUUCCCAUUUCUAUCUAGUUAGGUGGAAGUAAUC